CCCACUCCAGCAGAAGCAAACUCAGACAUCAAAGCUGAAAAUGAACAUACCCUGAGAGGUACAAGACUCAAAAUGGAGAAGAACGCCAAGGUCCACUGGAAAACAGUCAAUGGAGAAAAACCAUUCAAAUGCACUCAUUGUGGGAAGGCGUUUAUUAGGGAACGUAAUUUUAAAGCUCACCAGCUAGUCCAUACAGAAAAGAAACCAUUUAGUUGCUCUCAGUGUGGGAAAAGCUUCAGAAGCAAGCAUAAUUUUGACGUCCACCAGGUAACAGUACACAAGAGAGAGAGACGAUUCAGUUGCACACAUUGUGGCAAGAAGUUUGGUGCACAAAGUCAUCUUAAAGUACACCAAGUUUUUUAUACAGGAGGGAAACCAUUUAUUUGCAUGUUGUGUGGGAAGGAUUUCACAGUGAAAUGUGGUCUUAAACUACACCGGCAAACAGUACAUAGGGGAGAGAAGCUGUUCCGUUGUUCACACUGUGAGAAACUGUUUAGCACAUCGAGUGACCUUAAAGCACACCAAGUUGUUCACACAGGAGAUAAGCCAUAUAUUUGCUCAGAGUGUGGAAAGGGUUUCACUGCAAAACGUAGUCUUAAUGUUCACCAACUAACGGUACACAAAAGAGAAAGACCAUAUAGCUGCGACAAGUGUGGAAAGAGUUGCGGUACCAAAAGUGGAUUGAAGGCACAUCAAAGACUUCACACAGGAGAGAAACCAUAUGAGUGUCUUGAAUGUGGGAAAAGUUUCCGCUUCAAAGGUUCAUGGAAAAUACAUCAGGUAGUUCAUACACAAGAGAAAGCAUUUUGUUGUGAUAUAUGUGGGAAGAGUUUCAGUAUUUCCUCCAAUCUUCAUAGACACCAGCAAACACACACUGGAGAAAAAGCAUUUAAUUGUUUAGUAUGCGGGAAGAAUUUUACUCAAGCUAGUCAUCUUAAAGUGCACCAGCGAAUUCACACAGGGGAAAAAAGAUUCACUUGUGAAACAUGUGGGAAGAGUUUCUAUCAGAAGAGUGGACUGAAAUCACACCAGCAUACUCAUUCAGGAGAGAAGCCGUACAAGUGUGAUACAUGUGGACAAAGUUACAGUUCUGCAAGUUAUUUCAACAGACAUAAACAAAUCCACACAGGAGAGAAACCAUACAGUUGUAGUGACUGUGGGAGGACUUUCACGCGGGACACUGCUCUUUAUUUGCACCUGCGAACUCACACAGGAGAGAAACCCUACACCUGUGAUAAAUGUGGUAUGAGUUUCAGUGUUGCGCAGAAUCUUAGACGACACCAGUUAAUACACACGGGAGAGAAACCAUUCAGCUGCACUACGUGUGGAAAGUGUUUCAGACAAGCUAAUAAUCUCAAAGCUCAUCAGCAAACCCAUACAGGAGAAAAAAACCACACCUGUGAUAAAUGUGGCAAGAGUUUCGCUUAUCCAAGAAAUCUCAAAGAACACAAGUGUGUUUAUGGUUGA
Molecule: messenger RNA, 1467 nt
Organism: Megalops cyprinoides (Indo-Pacific tarpon)
Lineage: Eukaryota; Metazoa; Chordata; Actinopteri; Elopiformes; Megalopidae
Product: zinc finger protein 227-like
Exons: 1
Coding region: 73-1467 (464 amino acids)
Biological process (GO): regulation of transcription by RNA polymerase II
Molecular function (GO): DNA-binding transcription factor activity; RNA polymerase II cis-regulatory region sequence-specific DNA binding
Source: RefSeq, a predicted model, not a curated record